Molecule: messenger RNA, 2298 nt
Organism: Liolophura sinensis
Lineage: Eukaryota; Metazoa; Mollusca; Polyplacophora; Chitonida; Chitonidae
Product: UDP-glucuronosyltransferase 2C1-like
Exons: 1
Coding region: 1-1545 (514 amino acids)
Molecular function (GO): UDP-glycosyltransferase activity
Source: RefSeq, a predicted model, not a curated record
AUGCGUCUAAAAGGACUGGCACUCAUUCUUUGUGGAAUAGGAUGCUAUGAGGGUGCCAAAAUCCUGCUCCUUACUGGCGCGGUGUAUAGCCACUGUGCGGAGAUCAGUGGUGUCGGGCACGCGCUGCUGGACAAAGGACAUUCCGUCUUCAUCCUCCUCGACGAAACGUUCGACCACAAAAACUGUUUCAAUAAUGGUCGGAACGGUAGUGGACGAAUUCAGCCCAUUGUCAAAAAACUUUCUCCUGAAGUAGAAACAUCUGGCAAAAUACUGGGUACAAUCACUGAGGCCAUCAAAGCGGACCAUGGGUUUUCGUUUUUCACACAUUUGUCUCUCGUUCGAAAACUGUCACUACUGUCGGCUGUUAAUCUGUUCUACGAUCAGGUGGUGAUGCAGAGGUUAAAAAAGGAGAAGUUUGAUUUGGCCAUCGUUGACACAGUACCAUUUGCCUAUUGCAUCUUCCUUCUGCCAAUGAAACUCGGAAUACCCUACGUUGGAAUCAGUUCAAAUCUGGAGGAUUUCGUCAGUGGUCGGCCGUUCCUACCAAGUAUUGUUCCGAACACCCUGUCGAAAUUCACCGAUUCCAUGACGUUCAUUGAGAGACUCUCAAAUGCAGCCAAAUAUGUUGGGGUAAAUUUACUCGGUCGGUUUUCUCAGGCCAUCGAUGUGUUAGAGAAAUACGAUCCGGACAUCUCAAGACAGGGCUUAAUAAACAUUGUCGCCAAUUGUAAACUUUUCCUCUACAACUAUGACCCUGUGUUGAGCUAUCCAGUCCCGCAAAUGCCCAACCACGUUUUUAUCGGUGGUAUUUCGGCCCGACCCGCUCACCCGUUACCCAUGACUUACACCAAGUUAUACAACAAUUCACCCAAAGGCGUUGUAUUGGUCACGUUUGGUGGAACAGUGGGAAGCCUGUCUGCUGAGGUUGAUGAAAAGCUGAUACCGGCUUUCCGCAAGCUUGACGCCACAGUGUUGUGGAAGCAUGCUCAAGAAGGGGACGAUGACAACAUCAAACGCUUCACUUGGGUCCCUCAAAACGACCUCCUGGGUCACCCACAAACAAAGGUUUUUGUGAGUCAAUGCGGAACAAAUGCCGUGUUUGAGGCCCUCUAUCACGGGGUGCCGCUCGUCUGCACUCCUAUUUUCGCCGAUCAGUUUUACAAUGCUGAACGCGUAAAGCACUGGAACGUUGGUAAAUCUCUUCCUCUCUUAACGUCAACGGGAGACGAUAUCUAUGAAGCGAUUAAAGAAGUAAUGAUCGAUCCGACGUAUAAGAUGAGUAUGAAAAGAGCCUCGGAAAUGUACCAUUCGCAGCCCAUGACGGCUCGAGAGCGAGCCGCAUUCUGGGUGGAACAUGUCUUGAAAUUUGGAGGAGACCACCUUCGGUCCAACGCCUCUGAAAUGUCAACGUUUGUCUUCAUGGGAUACGAUAUUGUUUGUUUUCUUCUUGUAAUACUUAUAUUUACCGUAUUCCUGUCGCUGAAGUGCAUUUUUGUGUUAUUAAAAUUUUGCCAUAAAAAUAGAAAGAAAGAAAAAAAUAGUUAGGUCAAAAUCAACACAAAAUCAAAAAAAAAAAAAAAGGGAAAAAAAAUUAGAGGAUGAGGGUUCAAAAAUAUUUUGUGCCUUCAACAUUGGGUUUAUGUCCACUGCGAAAGACCCAUCUACUUAUUCCGGCAACUACAUGUAGGAACAAAAACCUAUACUUAAGCCUACUCCCAUCGCUAAUAAUCCUAUCUCACCUGUGUAGUAUAUUUGUGAUGCCAUAAUUGUUAAAUGGUGUUCUUUUUAAAUGAUGACUGUUCUGAGCCAAGUGUUGUAAUUGGUCAAUAUACUUCUCCAAACCAUGCACCAUUUCAUUUUGACAAAUUCCUAUGGUCAGGUCUCCAGAACAUACCUCUAGAUCCAGCUGGGUGGACUUUUGCGGUUAAAAAAGGCUUGAUGAAAAAUUUUUUGUCCACGAUAGAUACAUAAUUUGAUUCUGUAGGUCUGGAAUUGGGAAGAUGCUUGAAGGACAAAAUCGCCAGGACAAGAGGUAUUGUCUCCGUAUCAGCCCCUUACGGAUAAGCUUUGUGGUUCUCUCGUGGCCGAUGUUUUUGAGACAUCGGUGGCAAAAACCAUGCAGGAACGCUCGUAGGACCCCUUUGGUGGCCUUCCCUGCAGACAAUCUGCCUUCAACCAUAAUGACAUUUAUCUAUAGGUCAGAUGUGUGAAAGUUUGGCAGUUACGUGUUUACCAAAAGUGGGUGGUUGUGCUGUACUGUGGAAAGGUGUCAGAUUUGCAUACACAAGACAUGAAUAA